Pterocles gutturalis (yellow-throated sandgrouse) is the source of this 781-nucleotide messenger RNA. It is a transcript of the gene ZFAND1, whose product is annotated as zinc finger, AN1-type domain 1. The annotation marks the transcript as partial. The record is from RefSeq and is a predicted model, not a curated record. Gene Ontology annotation, biological process: cytoplasmic stress granule disassembly. Gene Ontology annotation, molecular function: zinc ion binding. NCBI's taxonomy places the organism in Eukaryota, Metazoa, Chordata, Aves, Pterocliformes, Pteroclidae. Gene Ontology annotation, cellular component: cytoplasm; cytoplasmic stress granule. The transcript is spliced from 7 exons.
AUUUUCUCCCCUUUGUAUGUGAUGGCUGUUCAGGUGUCUUUUGCCUUCAGCACAGGAGCCGGGAUGCUCAUGGGUGUUCUGAGGUGAAUAUAAGAAACAGUUCUGUGAAACCAGAUCAGCACAGAUCUUACCCAUGCUCAUACAAGGACUGCAACGGAAAGGAGCUUUUGCCAGUUUUAUGCCCCUACUGUGAAAAACAUUUUUGUCUAAGACACCGGCAUCAAUCAGACCAUGAGUGUGAGAAACUGGACACACCAAAACCUCGAAUGGCUGCCACCCAGCAACUAGUUAAACAUAUUAUAGAUUCUAAAAAAAGUGGAGAAGCAAAAAGCAAAAAAUGUAAAGGAGCGAAAAACAUUGAGACAGCAGCAAAAGUGGCAUUGAUGAAACUGAAAAUGCAUGCGUGUGGGGACAAGUCCUUGCCAGAGACAGAAAGAAUUUACUUUCAAGUAUUUUUACCAAAGGGGAACAAAGAGAAAAGCAAGCCCAUGUUCUUUUGCAGUAAGUGGAGUAUUGGCAAAGUAGUAGAUUUUGCAGCUUCCUUAGCAAGCCUUAAAAAUAACAACAACAAAUCAACAUCUCAGAAACUGAGAUUAUGCCAUGCUGCCUCUGGAGAAGCAUUGCCAUUUGAACACACAUUAGAAACAUGGCUAUGUGAUAAAGAAUAUCCAUUGUACAAUGGUGGAAAUAUAAUUUUGGAGUAUCUUGAUAAUGAUGUUCUAUUUAUAGAAGAUACAGAGUCAUACUUAAGUUAAUCAGUAAAUUACCACAAACAAAAAAA